Messenger RNA from Zingiber officinale, 654 nucleotides. RefSeq lists its product as uncharacterized. The transcript is spliced from 3 exons. The record is from RefSeq and is a predicted model, not a curated record. Bases 1 to 654 code for a protein of 217 amino acids. NCBI's taxonomy places the organism in Eukaryota, Viridiplantae, Streptophyta, Magnoliopsida, Zingiberales, Zingiberaceae.
AUGGAAGAAAAGAGCCAAAAGAUGCCAAAAGUAGUUGAACAAGUAGAAAGUUCAAUGCCACCGAAGUUCAAAAGAAAAACUCAAAGCACCAAAUACUCGUGGACAAAAAAAGAGGAUGCUGCAUUAGUUGAUUGCAUUGUUGAGUUGAGCAAAGAUUCAACUUGGAAGAGCAAGAAUGAUUUUCGAACUGUGUACUUAGUGCAUUUGGAAAAACUCAUGGUUGCUAAAUUGUCAUCAAGCAAUUUGAAGGCUACCCCUCAUAUCGAGUCAAGUGGAUUUGGGUGGAACGAUGUUGAAAAGUGUAUGAUUACAACAAAAUAUGUCUUUGAUGAUUGGAUUAAGAGUCAUCCAGCUGCUAUUGGUUUAAUGAACAAAGAGUUCCCCUACCUUUAUGACUUGAUGUCUGUGUGGGGGAAAGAUCGUGCCACAGGAGCUAAUGCAGAAACCCCUGCUGAUGCAGUAGAAGAGAUAAAUUUAUGCGAUGAAGAGGUUGACACGUUUAAUACAGAACCCCCUGUUGAAUGUUACAAAGAUGAAGAAUCUAAUGAUAUCAACCAAGCAAUAAGAAAAUCUGAGACUCCAGAUUCACCAAUUUAUCCGUCAAACAAGAAGUUAACCACUAGAAAGAGAAAGGGAAGGCUGAUGAUGUUCUAG